Metarhizium album ARSEF 1941 is the source of this 876-nucleotide messenger RNA. RefSeq names its product NAD(P)-binding domain protein. Lineage: Eukaryota; Fungi; Ascomycota; Sordariomycetes; Hypocreales; Clavicipitaceae. The transcript has 2 exons. Gene Ontology annotation, molecular function: oxidoreductase activity. The coding region runs from base 1 to 876 and encodes 291 amino acids. The record is from RefSeq and is a predicted model, not a curated record.
AUGGCAAGCACAGACACCUUGAAAGGCAACUUGCUGUUCAAGCUUCAGGGCCGAGUAGCCCUCGUGACAGGCGGUGGCUCGGGCAUCGGGCUCAUGGCCGCACAAGCUCUUGCCGCCAACGGGGCCAAGGUCUACAUCACGGGGCGAACAAGAGAGAAGCUCGAAAGCGCAAAGUCGCAGCAUUUCGGCGACGACAACAGCAAUGUCAUUGCCAUCCCGGCCGACGUGUCCUCCAAAGAGGGCAUUCAAUCUCUCGUCAACGAGGUCGAGUCGCGCGAGAAAUGUUUGUGUAUCCUGGUCAACAACGCCGGCAUCUCAGCGGAGCAUCACCAGACGGCCGAGGCCAAGUCGGCGUCGGAGCUGCGAGACUCGCUUUUCCGGCAGUCCGAGUUUGAUAACUGGACCGACGUCUACCGAACAAACGUGGCCGCCGUCUACUUUACCACGGCUGCCUUCCUACCAUUGCUCCAGGCGUCCAGCGAGAGACAUGCCGGCUGGUCAGGCACCGUCAUCAACAUCACCUCCAUCUCGGGUCUGGUCAAGACGUCCCAGCACCACUUCAGCUACAACGCAUCCAAGGCGGCAGCGAACCACGUCACUCGCAUGCUGGCAGCGGAGGUUGCCGCCGCCGGGCUCAAGGUCCGGGUCAAUGGCAUCGCGCCCGGCGUCUUCCCAAGCGAAAUGACGGCUGGAGAGAGCGACGAGAGACAGAAGAGCCAACUGCCCAAGGAGAAAUACGAGGGGAAAAUACCGGCUAAUAGGCCUGGCAAAGAUGAGGACAUGGCGUCGACGGUUUUAUUCAUAGCUGCCAACCAGUACGUCAACGGGCACGUUGUUGUUGUUGACGGCGGGUACACGCUCUCGGCUGGCAUGUAA